UGACGCGAAAGGCGCCGAGGUGUGGGGCGUACGCUUCUUAGUGUCUUGUCCACUUUCCCAUGGCCCGCUUCACGCCCUCGACGUCGACUGCGGUCUCGUCAAAGGCCCAGAGAGGUGGAGUUGAAGGGACAGUCAGUAGCGAUGGUAGUGCUACUCGCAACGGACAGUCCAUCGAUGGCUCGUCUGCUCCACCGACUCAGUCCGCCGCCCUGCCGAAGCCAGCAUCUUCUUCCUCUGACCGCGACCGGGGAGGCAUUCGUGCCAUAGCCCGUACUGACGUUCACCGGAUCACCUCAGGCCAGGUAGUUCUGGACCUCUCCUCUGCGGUCAAAGAGCUGGUAGAGAACGCCCUCGAUGCAGGUGCUACCUCCCUCGAGAUUCGCUUCAAGAACUUUGGACUAGACUCGCUCGAGGUCGUCGACAAUGGCGCUGGUAUCAAGCCGGAAGAUUACGAGUCGGUGGCUCUCAAACAUCACACUUCCAAGAUCGAGAACUUCGACGACCUCAACUACGUCAAGACAUUUGGCUUUCGGGGAGAAGCCUUGUCGUCCCUCUGCGCUCUGGCGGAAGUGACCAUCCUCACAGCCACGCUGGAGGAAGCUCCGAUGGGUACGGUGCUUGAAUUCGCCCAAGAUGGAAGUAUCGCCGACUGCACCAAGCGCAUGGCUCGUCAGAGGGGCAGUACAGCCACCGUCAAUAACCUCUUCCACUCUCUGCCUGUCAGAAGGCGCGAGAUGGAGAAGCAUUGCAAGCGGGAGUAUGGCAAAGCACAGGCGCUGCUUCAGGCGUAUGCUCUCAUCUCCAAGGGCGUCAGAUGGAACAUAGUCAAUAUCACAAAGGAGGGCAGAAAGAAUGUAGCGCUCGCCGUUUCCUCAGCUACCGGAGCUGAUUGGCUGUCCAAGAACUUUGCUUCCCUCUUCGGGGCGAAAGCUCCGGUCACCCUACAAGCAUUGGACAUCGUGCUCGAAAUCGAGAGGCCAAAGACGAGGAAGCGUGACUUGGCUCCUCAGAGGUCUUCGGCCGUCAAGAGACGCAGGCGAGAGGUCAACAACUCAGAUGAAGAGGAUAUUGGAAGUGACACAGGGUCAGAUGAAGAAGACGGCGCCGGUCAGGGGGGCCAGGAGCUCAAUGGCAAAUACCAGACUGUCUUGAUCAAAGGUCUGAUCUCGAAGCCCACCAAAGGCAGCGGCCGGACUUCUUCCGAUCGUCAAUUCCUGUACAUCAACGGUCGGCCUUGGGAUAGCCUCAAGGUCACAAAGGCCUUCAACGAGAUCUACCGCCAAUUCAACGGCUCACAGUAUCCUGUCGUCGUUGCCGACUUUACCCUGCCAACCGACAGCUACGACGUCAAUGUCAGUCCGGAUAAGAGGACAAUCUUCCUGCACGACGAACAACAGCUCGUUGAAGCCCUCAAGACUGGUCUUGACAAUCUUUUUGCCCCUUCGCGGGGUACCCUCGCGGUCAACACGUCCUUUAUGCCCAGCCAGGCAGCAGCAUUUACCCAGCAAAGGCUGCCGUUCCAACGCAGCAGCAGUGCGGAAGAGGAAGGCGAGGAAGAAGAAGACGAUCCACUGAGUCCACGAAGGGCAGAGCAUGCCGUCUCGCCAGAAGCAGAAGAGGAUGAAGCUGGCGAAGCCGAGCAGCAGACUUCUGACCCAACACUGUUGCCAAAACGUGAUGCUGAUCAGCCCCCCGAAGAGAGUGAUGAAUCGGAAGGAGAGGCGGAGGCGGUAACGAGUGACAGCCGGACUCUGUCUCUGUUCGCCCAGCGGCAGCCCGUGGACAGACCUCCGUCAAGACCGAGCGCCGCCUUCUCGACAUAUCAGAGCACUUCGAACCCUUCAGAGAAUCGCAAUAGUGCGGACAGAACGGCUGCCAGCUCCCUACGAGAUUCUUCUCGUUUUAGCACAAGCUCUCUGUCAUCUCGGAGAGCUGAACCUGCUUUGCACUCAAAGAAGGGCGCGCCUAUGACCCUUUCUUCGCGCCGUGGGGGUCUCCAGUCUGUGCUAGCUGGCUUUGUUGCUCCUGGCAGUCAACGCCCCUCGCUCUCGUCCGAUAGAAGGUCAGAUGGGGAGCAAGAGGACCAGCUGACGGCGGAAGAGAUCGAAGCUCUUGAGUAUCGAGAAGAUGUCGCCGGAUCGGAUGAGAGCGUCGAGGCAAGUCCCGAAGCCCAGCCCGCCACAGAGGAAGGUCAAGGAAGAGAGAUGGAAGAAGAGAGCACGGUAGACGACCCACAAGCCCUUCGCUCCAAGCACGUCUCGCUGCCUGGAGAUGCCGCGGACGAGGACGAGGAUGACAGGACUCGCAAUCUAGCAAGGUUGGAAGCAUCGGCGGCAGAGACGCACGCAACCGAGCCUGUGUCCGUCGCUGAGACCUCUGCCGGGAUUGCGCACGAUUCGAGCGGACAAGUCCCCGUCGAUAUGGACGCCCUGAGGGCCAUGGUCGAGCGGCGCAAAAGGCUUGCUCAGAAGGCAGCCAGAGAGGCCGCAACCCGUCCUGUCUCCAGUUCUAGCAGCGUCGAUGACUUUUCCACUGCCGGUCUCUCCAAUCGCGAUGCACAGCAAGUAGAAAGCGAGCUGCAGCGAGUCAUCACCAAGUCAGACUUUGCGCACAUGACCGUCCUUGGUCAGUUCAACCUCGGGUUCAUCAUUGCCCGUAGACGCGGUGAGACGGACGGGAGCGACGACCUCUUUAUCAUCGAUCAGCACGCCUCGGACGAGAAGUUCAAUUUUGAAACCUUGCAGGAGACGACUAAGAUCCGGAGUCAAAGACUGAUCCAGCCUCGCUUGCUGGAGCUUUCCGCGAGCGAUGAGCUCGUGGCGGUGCAGCACGUAGAAGCGAUCAGACUGAAUGGCUUCGACAUCGACAUUGAAGAGGAAGGCGUGGCUGGCUCGAGGAUCAAGCUCUUGGCUCUGCCCGUGAGCAAAGGGACGACCUUUGGGGUACGCGACCUCGAGGAGCUCCUCUUCCUCCUGCGGGACGUAGCUCCCGGCUCCUCGAAGGCGUCAGGGGUACGCUGCUCGAAGGUGAGAGCCAUGUUUGCCUCGCGUGCAUGUAGGAAGAGCGUCAUGAUUGGGACAGCGUUGAGUGCCAGACAGAUGGGCGGGAUUGUGCGGCAGAUGGGGAUGAUUGAGCAACCAUGGAAUUGCCCGCACGGGCGGCCUACGAUGAGACACUUGGCUUGUCUGAGGGCAUUGGAGAAGAGCAGGGCAUCUGAGGGAAGAAGACAGAUCAAUUGGGCCAGUCUCAAGACCUCCUGAUCGGCGGAGGAGGCAAUUGGAAGCGAGACAUUUCUGCUGUACAUCAACUCAACUGGCACGCGUAUACCCUCUGAUGGUUCAAUGUAACAAUGUAAUUUUGCGAGCGGAAU
Molecule: messenger RNA, 3370 nt
Organism: Microstroma glucosiphilum
Lineage: Eukaryota; Fungi; Basidiomycota; Exobasidiomycetes; Microstromatales; Microstromataceae
Product: DNA mismatch repair protein MutL
Exons: 1
Coding region: 60-3260 (1066 amino acids)
Biological process (GO): mismatch repair
Cellular component (GO): MutLalpha complex
Molecular function (GO): ATP binding; mismatched DNA binding; ATP-dependent DNA damage sensor activity
Source: RefSeq, a predicted model, not a curated record